This is a messenger RNA of Amaranthus tricolor (Joseph's coat), 886 nucleotides long. RefSeq names its product GDSL esterase/lipase At1g33811-like. Bases 22 to 714 code for a protein of 230 amino acids. Gene Ontology annotation, molecular function: hydrolase activity, acting on ester bonds. The record is from RefSeq and is a predicted model, not a curated record. The transcript is spliced from 3 exons. Lineage: Eukaryota; Viridiplantae; Streptophyta; Magnoliopsida; Caryophyllales; Amaranthaceae.
AAAUAGGGAAAAUGCUUACCAAUGGAUGAACAAAUUGGGUUGUUUGAACACACAAUUACAUCUCAAUUGGCUACAAUCUUGAAUAAAACAGGAGAGCUCUCUCAAUACUUAUCAAAGUCUAUGUUUCUUAUAAGUAUUGGUGCUAAUGACUUUAUCCAAAACUAUUUUGAUCCUCUUUAUCUUUCAAGUAAACAAUAUAGUCACGCUCAAUUCGCUCAACUCUUGGUUGAUAAGUUUUCUCAACAACUUAAGAGGUUGUAUGAUGUAGGUGUUAGAAAGAUAAUCAUAAUGGACAUAGGUCCAAUCGGUUGUCUACCAACUUUUACAAGAGCUCACAAUGCAACAUGUGAUGAAGAUAUAAAUGAUGCCGUAUCUCAGUUCAACAAUCUCCUUUCUUCAACACUCCAAAAAUUGGCUUCCAACCUACCUAACUCUCAUUUUAUCCUUGGGCGUGGUUAUAAUACUUUCUAUGAUGCCGUAUUAAAUCCUGCUAAAUAUGGGAUUCUUGAUGUCAACAAUCCAUGUUGCACAACUUGGCUUAAUGGAAAGUUGGCAUGUGUUCCGAUGUUAGAUCCAUGUCCAGAUUCGAAUAAACAUUUAUUUUGGGAUGGAUAUCAUCCUACGGAAGAUGUCUAUCGUUAUUGGAUAUCUCAAUGCAUCCACGACUCUUCCUUUUGUUACCCAAUGAAUCUCGAGGAGCUUACAAGAGCGUAAUGGUUGAGAAUCGGGUCUUAAUCUCAGUUAGGGUAUAUAUUACUUUUUUCAUUAUAAUCGUAUGUUCAUUUCUCGCUCUCCUAUUUCUGGCUCUCUGAUUCUCUCAACAUAUCUCAGAAAAAGAAAAGAAAAAUGUGAAUUCUUAAUGACUACUUCUUAUUGUUGAUUUUGU